GGAAGACGAAAAAAAAGAUCCUCCAGGGCCUUGAAAUAGCAUCUCGCUCUCAACACGCUCAUCAGUUCGCUGGCGUCACACCACAGACUGUGUAGUUUCGCGGCUCCUACUGAGUAAGUUCUCGACAGAAUGGCUGAUGGAGAUUUCGGUGAUGCUCUGCAGACGGUGUCUCGAGCGAAUGACCUCUUCACAUCUGACAUGUACAGGGAGUUGGCCGGUGGGCAAGGUAACUUGUUCUUCUCACCUUGGAGCAUACAAGUAAUUCUGGCGCUUGCGUUUCUCGGAUCUGGCGGACGGACAGCCCAGCAGAUGGCGAGAGGUCUGCGUCUACCUGAAGACAAAAAUGCCACUGAAGAAGGUUUCAGUGAAAUACUGAAGCAGCUGAAGGAAUCCGACGAUGUUAUCCUUAGAGUAGCCAACAGGAUAUUUGUGAAGCAGAAUUUUACCGUUAAAGAGCGGUUCAAGCAGUCCGCGAAAACAUUCAUGGCUGGAGCAGAAGAAAUGGAUUUUAAGGACCGAGGAGCGGCUGGAGCAAUAAAUUCUUGGGUAGCAGGCAUAACAAAUGGAAGAAUAAAAGAAGUAAUUGGAAAAGGUGCUCUCGGUGAACGCACUCGUAUGGUACUGGUCAAUGCGGUUUACUUCAAGGGCAACUGGAGCGUACAGUUCAACAAAUAUUUCACGGAGCCCCAGCCUUUCCAUCCACCAUCACAACCAACUAAAGAUGUCGACACCAUGUUCGUCAAGAAUCUAUAUAAGUAUGCAGAGAUAAAUGAGCUUAGUUCUCAGGUCAUCCUGCUUCCGUACAAGGGUAACAGAAUAAGUAUGCUGAUAAUUUUACCCAGAGAAUUAAAUGGCCUACCUGACGUCGAGAAGAAUCUAACGAAUGUAUCUCUUCAAGAAAUAAUUUUCAGAAUGUACAAGGCCGAGGUACAUGUAUAUUUACCUAAAUUCAAAAUGGAGUACGAAGCAGGACUUACAGGAGCACUCAAGAAACUGGGAAUGAUUGAUAUGUUCGAUGAUGACGACGCCGAUUUUUCUGGAAUUAGCAAGAAACGACUUAAAGUGGAUGAUGUGUUCCACAAAGCUUUCAUCGAGGUUAACGAAGAGGGCACAGAGGCUGCUGCAGCAACUGGUGUUCAUAUUAUCCCAGCGCCAAGUGUAAUUACGACGCCUCCACCACCGAUCUUUUUCAAGGCAGACCAUCCUUUUCUCUUCUACAUACUGGAUCAAAAGACGAGAGCGGUGCUCUUUGCUGGACGCAUCACCGAUCCCUCACAUUAAGAAGCCUACUGUUGUUCAGUGUGAACACAUUGUUUGCUGGUACCACGUCAGUUCUCUGCAAUUCACCGAUAUUUCCUGGUGACUGUAAUCGAUGCGGUCUAUCAGUUUAUCGUGCAUUUAUGUAACCUUGCACUCUAUUCAGUUUAGCGUUGUUUCGAACCUCUAAAUAAAGGAAAAUGAUUAAUACACA
Molecule: messenger RNA, 1471 nt
Organism: Schistocerca gregaria
Lineage: Eukaryota; Metazoa; Arthropoda; Insecta; Orthoptera; Acrididae
Product: serpin B6-like
Exons: 8
Coding region: 130-1281 (383 amino acids)
Molecular function (GO): serine-type endopeptidase inhibitor activity
Source: RefSeq, a predicted model, not a curated record